AUGACCGUCCCCGUCGCACCCGCUCAUUCGAACGGCGCAGCAUCUCGCUCCUCGCUAGCCUGUCUGCCGUGCCGCUCGAGACACUUGAAGUGCGACGGAAAACGACCUCAUUGCGAUAGAUGUGCUACCGCCGCGAAGGACUGCCAAUAUGCCCCAUCACGCCGGGGCGGCUUGGAUCGUGUAGCGCUUGCUGAACGAAGAAAGCGCCUUGCCGUCGCAAAUAGUGUCGGCAAUAGCAGUUCCGAGUUACCAACGAGUCUCCCAUCGCAGCAAUCAACAGAUCCACAGAUAUUCGGCCAAGACUCUCUUGCUGAGCUGAACCUUGACUCAAGUAUUUUCGAUGAUGUUAGUCUCGAGAAUCAAAUCCCUACAUCGGCUCCGCCCGCGAACUCGACUAUACGACCAGAUGAUCUCGAGAACGACGCACUUAUAAACGCAUAUUACACUAAUUUCCACAAAUUCCACCCGUUUCUCCUACCGCAGGAGCACUUUACGAGAUUUCGUCAAGAUCCUAACUGGAUAGAACGACUCAGACCACUCAUAAGCACUAUGCAUCUUGUAGGACACAUUUACGCUACCAGAAAAUGGUCUUCAGAGCUUCAAGAUGACGUCGAAAGUCGACUUUCUGAGCCGGCGCCGAACGACCCGGUCAUUGUGCAAUGCCGGCUACUCUACUCCAUAGCCCUGUUCUGGUACAGCCACAAGACCGAGGCCAAGCAUCAGAUGGACCUCGCAGUCCGUUUAGUCCUCGACCUGCAAAUGUUCCAGAAGGAAUUCGCAGCAACUCAUGGAGCCGAGUCUCCUGUGUUGAUGGAAUGCUGGAGGCGGACGUGGUGGAUGCUGUACAUCAUCGAUGCUUACUACGCUGGGACUCUCGGGACAAUGAACUUCGCAGUCGUGGAGGUAGACUCCAGCGUAGAACUACCCUGCACGGAGUCAGAGUAUGAAUCUGGGACUCUCGAAGAGUUCGACCUCCGCGAGUUUGCUUCGGAGGAUACGUCCUACUCUUCCUUUGCAUACCUCAUCGGCGCUGUAAAGUGCACUGCCCUGGCAAUAUCUACGACACCGAAAUUGGUUGCCAGAGAGGACUCUAUGCGUAUGAUUGAAGAAGCAGACUCAAUCAUCGACGGCUGGUCAUUACUGCUGCCAGAAGAUCGUCGCCAUAUCAUGUCCAAGACUGGAGAGAUUGAUGAGCUAAUGUUCCAAGCUCAUCUUUUAAUUAACGUAGCAACCAUCGGUCUACAUCGACCUCUAUCAGACCUGAGAUUCAAUACCGUAGAGGACAUCUCUAGCUGUGCAAGGGAGCCUCCUCAAGAAAAUCCCGAGACGGAGCUUGUCAAUGUGCACACCGUCAGAGUUCUUCGGGCGGUGCAAGCACAGGUGAGACUAUUGGCGUUACCAACUGAACGAUUCCAUCACACUCCAUUCACCACCUGUAUGGUAAGUGAAGGUACAUUGGCGCUGCUAUCGGCCUGCAGUUUUCUGCUCAAGGGAAAAGAGCUCGCUGUCGCGCGAGACCAGAUCCGGAUGACGAUUGGUUGCCUCAAGACUUUGGGGAAAGUGUGGCCCAGAACAGCCAAGAACGUACGGGAGAUCCAGACGAUUGCUCAGCAUGUACUUGGUUUCAAACCCAGGCUGAAAGGGGAGAGGACUGUCACAGAUACUGCCGGAAGCCUUGCCGUGACUGAUAAAGGCGAUGCGGGGAAUUCGAAUUCCCAGACCAAUAUGUCAAGCAGCGAGAGUGAGGUGUUCGCCUCGCUGGGUACCAUGGAUGAUGUUUGCGGCUGGUAUAACAUGGAGGGUUCGCAGCUUUCACAUUGGGUGCAAAAUGACAUUUAG
Messenger RNA from Colletotrichum tamarilloi, 1839 nucleotides. RefSeq lists its product as uncharacterized. The record is from RefSeq and is a predicted model, not a curated record. The transcript has 3 exons. Lineage: Eukaryota; Fungi; Ascomycota; Sordariomycetes; Glomerellales; Glomerellaceae. Gene Ontology annotation, molecular function: DNA binding; DNA-binding transcription factor activity, RNA polymerase II-specific; zinc ion binding. Bases 1 to 1839 code for a protein of 612 amino acids. Gene Ontology annotation, biological process: DNA-templated transcription; regulation of DNA-templated transcription.